CGCUUUUCUCUCUCUUCUCUCUCUCGCAUCAUUUAGAGAGAGAAAGCUGAAACUUUUCUUGCUUUAGUCGGCCGGAUUUUUCCGGUGACUACCCAUGUCCAGCAUCUUCUCAAUCGUUUAUGGAGAUGGUUGGCUUAUGUCUGGCAGCGAUCGACUCAUCUAGCGACGUUGGCCGGCUUUGCGUUUUCACCCCGCCGUAGAUCGGGUUUCGUCUUCCGAUCUCUUUAGUUUUGUUGUUGUUUUUCUUUCAAUAAUAUCCAUGGAUCUGGUUUGGUGGAAAAUUUUAGGUGCUCUGUUACUUAAAAUUAUUAUUCUCCUGCUUGUUUCCAUUGAAAAUAUGAGUUUGCAUAAAUCUAUUUGGAGAUGACGUUUUAGAUUAAAGAAUCGAAGAAUCUUCCGAUGCAUAUUCUGAUUUCCUUAAGCUGUUAGAUUAUCAUGGAGUUUCGUUUGGAUUCGGUGAUAACCAGAAAUUUCGUUUGAUGUAUCUUGACGACAAUUUCUCACCGGAACGAUGCUCACGGCGAAGGUUGAUAUCGGAAAACUUCUGUUUACUCAUCCUACACGUGUUGUGGCUAUGUCCACUAGAUGACACGAGGGUUUGGAUUGAGUCCAAUGUCAAAAUCUCUUUUAUUCUAAGCGGUUGUUUAAUGGACUUUUGGGCCUUUUUGGCAUCUGUAAACUUUUAUGGGGCUAUACGUUGUCCUUGUAAUAUGUGGAAUGAUAAAUCAAUACUCUUGAGACAAAAAAAAAACGGGGAGAUAUGGGGUUAGAGUUUGUCAAAAGGGGACUCGCCAGACGAUUUCUCCUCGUGGACGUCAUCUAGUUUGCUUAUAUUAAAAAGCCUGUGGAUGAGCUUCUUCUGCGGCGAUCAAAAACGCCGUCGACAAUAAUCUCACCGGCGCCACCAACACCGCCGAUCUAUCAACCAAACACAAUCUCGCCGUUAUAUUCUCUCUCCAUGGCGCUUUCAUGCCGUGACACACUUAUCCUCAUCUUCCAGAAGCUAACCGUCGCCGAUCUAGCUCGUGCGAGCUGCGUCUGCAAGGUUUGGAACUCUGUAGCCACAGAAGACGAUCUAGUGGUAUCGGCUUUCACGGCGCCAUGGCGGAUCAAAGAACUUGUUGGAAGACCAGCUUCUGCUUCGUUCUGGAGAGAUAACGGAAUCUGGAAAUUUGCUAUUUCUCAUCGGAUUCUUCGUGGUGAUAGUGUGACUAGCCUCGCCGUCAAAUACUCUGUUCAGGUUAUGGACAUAAAGCGGCUAAACAACAUGAUGAGUGACCAUGGGAUUUACUCAAGAGACAGACUGCUUAUCCCGAUAAGCAAUCCCGGAAUUCUCGCAAACGCUACGUGCUACGUAGAGCUAGACAAAUAUGCCAAACGGGAAGUUGCCGUGCUUUACCUCGAAGGUGCGCCGAAGAGAGAACAACCUGUACCUGGUAUGAAUCAACCAUCCAACUUAUCAGCCGAUGGAAAGCGAAGGCUGAUUGAAUCUCUAAGGAGAAGCAUGCAAGUGGAUGAUGGAACCGCUCUAUACUACUUGGCUAUCGCGGAAGGGGAUCCUAGAUCCGCAUUGUCCGAGUUCUCGGCUGAUCUCAGGUGGGAGAGGCAGGCUGGUCUCAACUAGGCCCGGCAAAGUAGGCUCUCGGAUUGCUGAUUUAAAGUCAUGAAUUUCAGGUUUCAAGUAUACCUAUCAGGAGUAUGAUUCAGGAAUCAGAAUGUAAUUAGCUCCAGUAUAUAAGACUUAUGGGGUGUGAUUUAUCGGUUUCCAAUUCGAGCCGAUAUUGAUAUAUGUAAAUCCUUGCAAAGUUUUAUCUUCCUGUGGUUCUUGUUGUUCAUUUGGUGGUUUGAAAUAUUGCUGUCUUCUGGUAAGAAAUAUACAUUAAACCCUGUUAAGUAUAAGUAUACUUAUGACUUCUCAAAGUCUCGCAUAAUAAAAUCUACAAAGUUCUUUAUUUA
Molecule: messenger RNA, 1956 nt
Organism: Arabidopsis lyrata subsp. lyrata
Lineage: Eukaryota; Viridiplantae; Streptophyta; Magnoliopsida; Brassicales; Brassicaceae
Product: F-box protein At1g55000
Exons: 3
Coding region: 959-1624 (221 amino acids)
Molecular function (GO): protein binding
Source: RefSeq, a predicted model, not a curated record